GGGUGGUAGCCUCAGGCAGGAAUGCGAUAAGAGAUAACUAACAAACAGCAUGUGAUGUUUUUACUCUUCUCUCCAUUUCUUGUUUUGAUAUUGAGACUGCACGAUGGACGAUAAUGUCGGAUUUGAUCUGGAAGCAGCCAGAAUUACUUCCUUACCACAGACAGGAUACUACGUUUCUGAUUUCAUCACGGAAGCUGAAGAGAACCUCCUCUUACAAAAGAUAACAUCCGCCCCCCGUCCCCGCUGGACAUACCUCUCCCAUCGCCGUCUUCAAACCUGGCCCUCGGCUCUAACAAAGUCCAACACCCUACUCGAUUCGCCUUUGCCAUCAUGGCUCAUCUCGCCGAUUAUCCAACCACGCUUCAACAAACUGGGUAUCUUUGCUGACUCCCCGCACGGCGCGCCAAAUCACGUUCUGAUCAAUGAAUACGCGCCGGGACAAGGCAUUAUGUCGCACGAGGAUGGAAGCGCGUAUUACCCGCUCGUGGCUACUGUUAGUCUUGGGGCACCGAUUGUGUUGGAUUUGUAUACAAAACGGAAGAGCCAAGGCCGAGAGGGACGAGAUGAGGACGGAGCAGAAGAACAGCGGCCGCAAUUUCGUAUUCUGCAGGAGAGACGUAGUCUGCUGGUUACCACAGGCGAACUUUAUACGGACAUUCUGCACGGGAUUGCGGAGUCGACCAGAGAAGAAGGGUUGGGGCCAGAGUCGGUGUGUAAUUGGGACUUGUUGCGAGAGAAAGAUCGGUAUGAGUGCGGAUGGUUCGAUAGGGCGACGAGGAUUAGCUUGACCUAUCGGGAUGUAAUCAAGGUCGCCAAAGUGGGAAAUAAGUUCAAGUUCUUGAAUGGGCGGUGAAAAAGCUAUCUUCAAUAGUUCUCUUUAUUUCCCCACACUUUAGUUAGUAUGUCCCAGGAAUCAUCUUCCAUUUUCCUCGCACCGAAUCUUCGCCAAAUUUCUGCAUGUACCACUCCUUGCUGAUUCCAGCAGUGACGCCUAGAUUCACGGCAACGAAGGCCAGACACGAGAGAAGUGUCUUGUUAACCAUCUCUCCCGAGGGAGCAGCCAAAAACGCCAACGACAAGUAUAUACCACACUCGGCCGUAUAAUGCGGCGACACGAUCAUAUUGAACAAUGGGUGAGUAGGAAGGGUGUA
Messenger RNA from Aspergillus glaucus CBS 516.65, 1151 nucleotides. RefSeq lists its product as uncharacterized. NCBI's taxonomy places the organism in Eukaryota, Fungi, Ascomycota, Eurotiomycetes, Eurotiales, Aspergillaceae. The transcript has 2 exons. The record is from RefSeq and is a predicted model, not a curated record. The coding region runs from base 104 to 853 and encodes 249 amino acids.